Toxorhynchites rutilus septentrionalis is the source of this 2752-nucleotide messenger RNA. Its product is annotated as serine-rich adhesin for platelets. Bases 152 to 2527 code for a protein of 791 amino acids. The record is from RefSeq and is a predicted model, not a curated record. The transcript has 3 exons. NCBI's taxonomy places the organism in Eukaryota, Metazoa, Arthropoda, Insecta, Diptera, Culicidae.
UACCGACGGUUACCGAUGCAAAAGAAAAGCCAGCUUUUGUUUUUUCAGUUGCAAAUUGUAGCAAUCAAACAAAACAGUCGGUUGGUUUGUUCGACUAAAAUCUUCGCUUGGAAUUCAUUCGUUCCAGUAGUAUUUAAAUUGUUGCCGAGUAAUGGACCGUUUGGCGAAGCUUCGCCACCGAUCGUCAGUUGGGCUGAACUCAAGUUCGACAUCGUCGCUCACCGGGACCGGCUACGAGACGGCCAAUGACGAGAGUAUCACCUCCGGUUGCUCGAUGUAUUACUCGAUGACGGAAGGAGAGGAAGCCCCUAGCCCCCGGACGGGAGCGGAAGCGAGAGACGACUGCAAAGAGGACCAAACACUUUCCUGCUCCCACGCCACGGUCGAGGUGACCGAUCAAACGCUGCAGAACGAUUUCUCCGUGGAGGAAGUGAGCACCAUCCGGAAGGUUACGAUCGCACUGAAAGCUUCCCCGGCGACGGUUGAAAUCGCCAGCCAGAUGAGUGUCAAGUAUAUGGGUGUUUCGUCCACUCCUGCCAAGGGACCGCCCAGUGCCAGGAAGGUGAAGCCGAAAACACCGGCUGGCAACGGAAAUGAUUUGAGUGGCUUUGCCGAGCUGAAUGGAACCGGGGACAAGAAGUCAUUGUCGAUAAUGCGUAAAAUGAGGGAGCCGAAACUGUCGGAGUGUUCUUCGACGGAGGAAGGGGAUGAUUCGAGAUUCGCGUUGGAUAGCAGUGUCCGCUCGGCGGUGGAAAUCGAGAAAAUCGCGGCUGUCGGCAAUAAAUCGUAUGGUACGAAUGUGUUGUCAAACUUUUUCGCCUCUCUGGAUGUGAACAAGUGUUCGCCUAGGAUUCCGGAGAUUAAAGUGGAUGAACCGGUGGAGGAUAAGACUGAUAAGACUGACAAGACCCCGCCGAAGCGGCGGGAUUCCAAUUCAUUGCAAAACUUUUUUGAGUCGCUCAAAAAGGAUCCCAUGCCCGAUCGUGGUAAGGAAAAUAAACCCGCCAGUGCUGUUGAGCGGCGAAAAAGUGUUCGGAAGUCACUUAUGCCUAAAGCGUCGGAAGAGCGAGCGAAAACAAGAAGCUCUCUUUUGGCCGUCGCCAGUCCGAAUCGAGCUGCUUCUUCGAUUGUUAAGUCCGCAAAGAAAGCGAACCCGGUAAAGCUGAUCCCCGAGAAGUUGAAACAAAUGCGCAGGGCGGCUCAAUUGGAUUUGGUUAGUGUCAAACGGAAAUCGGUUGUUCCGGCUCCGAUGGUGAGGGCCGCGGUGGUGGCCAAUCCGAAGGCAGACGAAAAAGAGCCAACGGUAGACAAAUCGAAGAAUGAAGAAACAGUUGACAAUAAGAAGGAUAAUGAUGUCGUUGGAGAUUGUUUGAAGGUGGGAGCAUCUGAAGCUGGUGGCAUUGCCGUCAAGAAAGCGUCGCCAAAAAUACCGAAAUUGCGCAAAUCGAUUAUGCCUACAGCGGUUAGGUCCAGGCGAUCCGUGGUUCCAGCGGCAAUUACAGCCCAAUCGAAGGUCUCCCUCAGGAUCCCCGCGAAGACGACUCUGGCCAGCAGCGAAUCAGCUCGACGUAACUCUCUUGGCAAACGGCCAAGUGUUCAAACUAAAACCGAACGCACAGAGCAACCGCUCGCCAAGCUACGCAAAUCACUUGCCCCAGUGAAAGAGGCCACCGCGUCCAAGCAACCCCCUAAGAAGGAAGUCACGAAACCACUCGCGUCCCGUAUUCGUCCUCCAACUGCUACCGGAGCGAGCGUGUUCAAAAAACCGGACUCAUUCACCUGCGACAUUUGUCAGCGCUCAUUCCGUCUGAAACUCACCCUUGAAGGGCAUAAAAAAUCAACUCACCCCCACGGAACAGGCUCGCCAUCCUCCAGGACAGCGGGCAGCGAUGGUGGCGCCACCACCAGUAAAAGCACCGAUGCCAACAAGUGUCGCCACUGUGCCAAAUCGUUCGCGAGCGCGAAAAUUCUUUCCAAUCAUCUCGCGUCGAAUUGUGUCAAGAUUCCGCUUUUGGAAAAACGAAAGCUACUCGCUCAAAAUGAGCAGCAACGAGCGGCCUCUGCCAAAACGACCACGACCCUACCGACCAAUGACCGUUCCACACGGGAGCGAAUGGUUCGUCCCAGUACGAGCCGGGCCGAUAGUAGCAAUCGGGAGAACAGCUCGAACAAUUCGGACACGUCCACUUCCAGCAGCAUUGGGGACACAAGCACCAAUACGAGCGGUGGCAAGCUGACCAACAACAACAACAACAGCACCAGCCGGAAGCUGGCCGUUGGCCACACGGGCAUCACUCGGACGCCGAAGAAGGAGAUGAAAUGUCAUCUCUGUGUGCAGAGAUUUUUGAACGCGGUCGAAUAUGCGCUGCAUGUGCAGACUCAUGUUAAAGGGAUAUCGGCCCAGGAGAGUCCCGAGGCCACGACGUUGGCGCCCGAGCGGGAUGAGAACGGGUUGCUUCGUAUGGACGAUGCCAAGCAGAUACUGCAGAAGCUGGCGUUCGUGAGGAAAAGGUCGGCUCGCAAGUGAUGGAUUGAUUGAUUUAUAUAUAUAUUUUUGUGAGUUUGAAGUGAUUGGGUUUCAGGUAAUAUUGCUUGUCUUGCGGAUGUUAUUUAUCUCUCCACAUGUGUUGUGCCAAUAUUAGAGCUUCAUACUAUAUUUCAAAAAUAUUUGUGCACGUUUUGAAUCGCAAUUGAAGCCGAAACGGUGAUUCUCAAAUUCUAGGGUUAAUGCAUCGUCUGAAUAAAUGACAAA